Coregonus sp. 'balchen' is the source of this 21534-nucleotide messenger RNA. The record is from the annotation of a GenBank genome assembly. NCBI's taxonomy places the organism in Eukaryota, Metazoa, Chordata, Actinopteri, Salmoniformes, Salmonidae.
AUGAGCUCGUUUUACGACGGAAAAUACCCUAGUGAGUUAGGGUUGGAAGAGGAACUGAGUCAAGUGAACUGCCAAGAUGAGUUGGAGUUUGAUUACCUGUUUGAAUACGAACCACCUUGCCACAACAUUCCCGGGGAACAUCAAGGUUUGUCAAGUCUCCCACGAGCUUUUCAACUUUUAUAUGCGUUUUAGUACUUUAAUGACGAAAAUUACUUCUUACACUAUGUUCUUCUCUCAAAAACGUUUAAUUCAAUGUCAUAAUUGAAAACAAAUAGACAGGAAGUAAUUUUGACAGAAUGUUAUUUUCCUUCCACUUCUACACUACCUGUCAAAAGUUUUAGAACACCUACUUAUUCAAGGGUUUUUCUUUAUUUGUAUUAUUUUCUACAUUGUAGAAUAAUAGUGAAGACAUCAAAACUAUGAAAUAACACAUAUGGAAUCAUGUAGUAACCAAAAAAGUCUUAAACAAAUCAAAAUAUAUUUUAUAUUUGAAAUUAUUCAAAUAGCCACCCUUUGCCUUGAUGACAGCUUUGCACACUCUUGGCAUUCUCUCAACCAGCUUCAUGAGGUAGUCACCUGGAAUGCAUUUCAAUUAACAGGUGUGCCUUCUUAAAAGUCAAUUUGUGGAAUUUCUUGCCUUCUUAAUGCGUUUGAGCCAAUCAGUUGUGUUGUGACAUGGUAGGGGUGGUAUACAGAAGAAAGCCCUAUUUGGUAAAAGACCAAGUCCAUAUUAUGGCAAGAACAGCUCAAAUAAGCAAAGAGAAACGUCAGUCCAUCAUUACUUUAAGACAUGAAUGUCAGUCAAUUCGGAAAAUGUCAAGAACUUUGAAAGUUUCUUCAAGUGCAGUCGCAAAAACCAUCAAGCGCUAUGAUGAAACUGGCUCUCAUGAGGACCACCACAGGAAUGGAAGACCCAGAGUUACCUCUGCUGCAGAGGAUAAGUUCAUUAGUGUUACCAGCCUCAGAAAUUGCAGCCCAAAUAAAUGCUUCACAGAGUUCAAGUAACAGACACAUGUCAACAUCAACUGUUCAGAGGAGACUGUGUGAAUCAGGCUUUCAUGAAACCACUACUAAAGAACACCAAUAAGAAGAAGAGACAUGCUUGGGCCAAGAAACAUGAGCAAUGGACAUUAGACCGGUGGAAAUUUGUCCUUUGGUCUGGAGUCCAAAUGUGAGAUUUUUGGUUCCAACCGCUGUGUCUUUGUGAGACACGGUGUGGGUGAACGGAUGAUCUCUGCAUGUGUAUUUCCCACCGUAAAGCAUGGAGGAGGAGGUGUUAUGGUGUGGGGGUGCUUUGCUGGUGACACUGUCAGUGAUUUAUUUAGAAUUCAAGGCGCACUUAACCAGCAUAAUAAUAUAAUAUGCCAUUUAGCAGACGCUUUUAUCCAAAGCGACUUACAGUCAUGCGUGCAUACAUUUUUGUGUAUGGGUGGUCCCGGGGAUAGAACCCACUACCUUGGCGUUACAAGCGCCGUGCUCUACUACAGCAUUCUGCAGCGAUACGCCAUCCCAUCUGGUUUGGGCUUAGUGGGACUAUCAUUUGUUUUUUAACAGGACAAUGACCCAACACACCUCCAGGCUGUGUAAGGGCUAUUUUACCAAGAAGGAGAGUGAUGGAGUGCUGCAUCAGAUGACCUGGCCUCCACAAUCCCCCGACCUCAACCCAAUUGAGAUGGUUUGGGAUGAGUCGGACGGCAGAGUGAAGGAAAAGCAGCCAACAAGUGCUCAGCAUAUGUGGGAACUCCUUCAAGACUGUUGGAAAAGCAUUCCAGGUGAAGCUGGUUGAGAGAAUGCCAAGAGUGUGCAAAGCUGUCAUCAAGGCAAAGGGUAGCUAUUUGAAGAAUCUCAAAUAUAAAAUAUAUUUUGAUUUGUUUAACACUUUUUGGGUUACUACAUGAUUCCAUAUGUGUUAUUUCAUAGUUUUGAAGUCCUUCACGGUGUAGUGUGUUACCAAUUGUUUUCUUGGUGACUAUGGUCCCAGCUGCCUUGAGAUCACUAUUAUUCUACAAUGUAGAAAGUACUAAAAAUUAAUAAAAACCCUUGAAUGUGUAGGUGUUCCAAAACUUUUGACCGGUAGUGUGGUUCUAGUAAACAUUACUAAAAAUAAAUAAAAAUGUUGACAAAAAUGAUACGAUUGAUCCUGUAUUUCUUAUGCAUGUUUGUAUACAUUGUAUAAUCACACUGUAAAAUAAGAUGUUGAUUAAAUUGUAAGGCAACCAGCUGCAACAGGAUUGUGAGUUGGCUCAACAUUUGGACAUAUAGCUGAACCAACAUACAUUCUCAAGUUGAAUUGUAUGGUCAAUCUACUUAUAAUUUUAGGUUGAGUGACCAUACAAUUCAACUUCAGAAUUUAUUUGACCUUAUUUGCAUAUUUCCCAGUGUGCCUUGCCUUUUGAGUGAAUUGUACUUACCACCUAUGACUGUAUUUGUUAGCAACAGAGACAAUGGCUUUCAGUCCUGUAGCAUUACCAAGUGAGUGUCUAAGUGAAUAUGUUAUCUUUACAAUUAAACUCUUUAUGACAAUACAUUACAUAUGGCCUUUCUUUGACGGCCUAGCUACAUUACAUAUGGCCUUUCUUUGACGGCCUAGCUACAUUACGUAUGGCCUUUCUUUGAGGGCCUAGCUACAUUAUAUAUGGCCUUUCUUUGAGGGCCUAGCUACAGUGAGGGAAAAAAGUAUUUGAUCCCUGCUGAUUUUGUACGUUUGCCCACUGACAAAGAAAUGAUCAGUCUAUAAUUUUAAUGGUAGGUUUAUUUGAACAGUGAGAGACAGAAUAAAAACAACAAAAAUCCAAUAAAACGCAUGUCAAAAAUGUUAUAAAUUGAUUUGCAUUUUAAUGAGGGAAAUAAGUAUUUGACCCCCUCUCAAUCAGAAAGAUUUCUGGCUCCCAGGUGUCUAGGAGCACACUCUUAAAGGGAGUGCUCCUAAUCUCAGUUUGUUACCUGUAUAAAAGACACCUGUCCACAGAAUCAAUCAAUCAAUCAGAUUCCAAACUCUCCACCAUGGCCAAGAUCAAAGAGCUCUCCAAGGAUGUCAGGGACAAGAUUGUAGACCUACACAAGGCUGGAAUGGGCUACAAGACCAUCAGCAAGCAGCUUGGUGAGAAGGUGACAACAGUUGGUGCGAUUAUUCGCAAAUGGAAGAAACACAAAAGAACUGUCAAUCUCCCUCGGCCUGGGGCUCCAUGCAAGAUCUCACCUCGUGGAGUUGCAAUGAUCAUGAGAACGGUGAGGAAUCAGCCCAGAACUACACGGGAGGAUCUUGUCAAUGAUCUCAAGGCAGCUGGGACCAUAGUCACCAAGAAAACAAUUGGUAACACACUACACCGUGAAGGACUGAAAUCCUGCAGCGCCCGCAAGGUCCCCCUGCUCAAGAAAGCACAUAUACAUGCCCGUCUGAAGUUUGCCAAUGAACAUCUGAAUGAUUCAGAGGAGAACUGGGUGAAAGUGUUGUGGUCAGAUGAGACCAAAAUGGAGCUCUUUGGCAUCAACUCAACUCGCCGUGUUUGGAGGAGGAGGAAUGCUGCCUAUGACCCAAAGAACACCAUCCCCACCGUCAAACAUGGAGGUGGAAACAUUAUGCUUUGGGGGUGUUUUUCUGCUAAGGGAACAGGACAACUUCACCGCAUCAAAGGGACGUCAAAUCUUGGGUGAGAACCUCCUUCCCUCAGCCAGGGCAUUGAAAAUGGGUCGUGGAUGGGUAUUCCAGCAUGACAAUGACCCAAAACACAAGGCCAAGGCAACAAAGGAGUGGCUCAAGAAGAAGCACAUUAAGGUCCUGGAGUGGCCUAGCCAGUCUCCAGACCUUAAUCCCAUAGAAAAUCUGUGGAGGGAGCUGAAGGUUUGAGUUGCCAAACGUCAGCCUUGAAACCUUAAUGACUUGGAGAAGAUCUGCAAAGAGGAGUGGGACAAAAUCCCUCCUGAGAUGUGUGCAAACCUGGUGGCCAACUACAAGAAACGUCUGACCUCUGUGAUUGCCAACAAGGGUUUUGCCACCAUUACUAAGUCAUGUUUUGCAGAGGGGUCAAAUACUUAUUUCCCUCAUUAAAAUGCAAAUCAAUUUAUAAAAUUUUUGACAUGCGUUUUUCUGGAUUAUUUUUUUGUUAUUCUGUCUCUCACUGUUCAAAUAAACCCAUAAUUAAAAUUAUAGACUGAUCAUUUCUUUGUCAGUGAGCAAACGUACAAAAUCAGCAGGGGAUCAAAUACUUUUUCCCCUCACUGUGCGUCCUAACACAGUGGUCUGAAACUCCUGGUUCAAGUUUCACUACUGGUUUACAGUAGUGAUGUGCAGGUCGCGAACGAUUCAUUUUUUUUAACAACUAUUUUUACUGACUGUAGAUUCUUGAUUCUUUUUGCUGAGUGACUCGUUCAUUUUAGUCAUUUGUUUGACCUGCUGGCCGCAAUGAAUUCCAGGCAUAAGAUUGAUUUAUUGAAACUGUAAUAUCAACUGAUUAUAAUAUAUUGUGGAACACAAUCUUUAAAAAAGGGACAGUAACCUCAGCAGUGGCACUUGCUUGUAGAAGCCUACGCAAUGGCAUAGCCUUGUUUUGUUAUAUAAUAUUAGGUUUUGGUUGAAGAUCUGAUAACAUUCAGUAUCACAAAUAUGCAAAAGUAAAGAAAAUUAGAAAGGGGGCAAAUACUUUUUCAUAGCACUGUAGGUUAAAUAUGAAAUGACCUUACGUUAAUGACUUUUUGCAAAUCCAAUCAGUUUUCCACAUUGAUUCAAUGUCAUCAAAUAUAUUUUUUUGAUAGAAAUGACGUGGAAACAACAUUGAUUCAACCAGUUUUUGCUCAGUGAACUAUUAACGUGUUGACCAGUCAAUAAAUGAUACGUUUGGAUUCAGAACCAUCUCAACCUAAAAUAAAAGUUAAAGAAUAGGAUUAAGCCAGUGGCUCAGAUAAAACUUUCCAAGCAGUAGAUACAUCUUCUUUAAAUGUUGAUAUUUGGUUGCGUUGUCAACAAAACACCAAUUCAAUAUUACUUUUGUAAUACAGUAAAUAGCCUAAAGUCUUACAGUAUUUAUUCAGCUUUAAAAUGAGUAACACAUCCCUGGACACAUUUUGAGGUUACUGUAACAAUAAAUGUCUUCUUAUGUAAUAAUAGAAACCGUGCAUGUUAAAGAUAGCAUGGAAAUGUCGCAGGUCUGUGGAGAUCUUCACAACUGAUAAAACAAUCUGCACAGAAUCUCAAACGGUAUUGACCACUUGCACCAUGUACUUAAAUAAUCAAUCCAGGUAAUUUGGUUGUGCUAGUAGAUGAAGCACAGUGAAAACACAUUAAGUUGUUGUAUAAAUAAACAAAAUAUCUGACAUUGUAUUCCCAUUAAAACAAUUUUUGAAAGCACAGUGAUAUCACAUUUAGGUAACAACUAAACCAAAAAUCAGACAUUGAUUUUCAAUUGGAAUUUGGUUGUGCUUUUAGAUGGUUGAAAGCAUUGGGAAUUUAACAAACUUUUGACUGUCUUUUUGAGGUUGGAAUCUCAUUGAUCAACGUAUCAACCAAAUAUGACCCAAUUCUCCACGCUGAAAUUACGUGGUGUGUCCAGUGGUUAGCAAUCACAAAUGUACAUUGUUUGAAGCACACAGUCUCAGCCACAAAUUACCGCUCCAAUAGCCACAAAUUACCGCUCCAAUAAUAAUAAUAAUAAUAAUAAUAAUAAUAUGCCAUUUAGCAGACGCUUUUAUCCAAAGCGACUUACAGUCAUGCGUGCAUACAUUUUUGUGUAUGGGUGGUCCCGGGGAUCGAACCCACUACCUUGGCGUUACAAGCGCCGUGCUCUACCAGCUGAGCUACAGAGGACCAGCUAGGCCGUCAAUAAGCCCCUUAUGGUGAGCGAGAGGCUUGUAGAAUCAUGAUUCUUUCUAGUUUUUAGUUCACCGUUCACCGGUAGGGGGUCCUGCGUGAUCUGGGCAUUACUGAAUCAAAUGAACAAAAUGAGUUGAAAGAUUUGAUCUUUUGACUGAACGAGUUGAAAAGAUCAGAGUCAAUAAAAAGAGCCAAACUUCCCAUCACUACUUUACAGGCCACAUCACUUCGCAAGUCACAUUAUUGGAAACCAGCCAGAGUGAAGAUAUCCAACAAUUGCAACCACAGGAGCCUGUUGUGGGAGGACAGCUCAUAAUAAUGGCUGGAAUGGAAUAAAUGGAAUGGUAUCAAGCACAUGGAAACUACCCACUGGGCACAGGUGUCAGUCAACAUCUAGUUUUGAUUUACAUUUGGUUGAGUUUUCAACUAACGUGAAUUCAACGUGAAAUCAAUAAGAAAUGUCACUGUCAUUGGAUUUAGGUUAAAAGUUAGGGGGGAAAAAUAUGAAAUUCCCUUACGUUGAUGACUUUUUUCAAAUCCAAUCAGUUUUCCAUGUUGAUUCAACAUCAUCACGUUGAUUGUUUUGGUUGAAAUUACAUGGAAACAACGUUUAAUUUUUGCCCAGUGGGUAUGUGUUUGAUACAUUUCCAUUUAUUCCAUUCCAGCCAUUACAUUGAACCCAUCCUCCCCAAUUAAGGAGCCACCAGCCACCUGUUUUUGGAACUAUCAAUCGGCUGCAACAUGCAUUGAGAAUGACUGCCCAGAUAGGAAUGUUUGGUUUGAGACUACAUAAGUCAUAUUAAUUGGAACAGCCAUCUCAGCAACGGGUGCAAUAAGUCAAACUAUUAACAGAUUGGAUUGGUUUAGAAAAAUGUAUGUUAUUUAUGUUUGUGUAGCAUAAGAUGAAUCAACCAAUCAAUGUACAUGCAAAAACACGGGUAUUGAAACAAACAAUUCUGAAAAUCAACCUGCAACAGAGCAUGCUGGGAAAUAUGAUAAUGAUGGGUGUGGUUUUGAGUGGUUUUGAUCAAACAUGAAUUUGUAAUUUUCCCAAAUCUAAGCCUUUUGUUUUCUAUGAUUGUUAAUCAAACUGAUCAAAGGGAUUGAAUAAAAAUGAUUAACAAUAUGGUUAUUUGAAAUGGUUAUUUGAUUAAUUCAAUAAACACAUAAUUUCAAUUAAAUGUGUAUUGAAAACAUGGACGUUUUGUAAGAUGUGCGAUUUUUGGGGAAAGUGAAUAUCUUUAGUGAGAAAUUAUUUUACAGUCCCUUUUAUAAAUUAUAUUUUUUUGUUGUACUUUCAUGUGUUUUCUCUUCCUUGUUCCCUAUCUCCCUCUGUAGAUGAGCCAAAUCUCUCCUCACAGAGAGUCCUCAGCCCUGCAUCUGGUCUGGCCUACACCCUGGAGGAGGCUUCCCCCUACAGCAUUAAGUGUAGCGAGCACAACCCAGAGUGCCUCUCUGGCUAUGAGCACCUGGAGGCCAAAAACUACCUGGACCACUCUAGGCCUGGGGGUAUCGCCCUGAGCCCCAGGAUCGAGAUCACACCGUCGCGUGAGCACUACAGCCAUGGACGAGACUCCCUGCAGAACCACACUCUGAACAUCAGCCCCCGGCCCACCCUGACCGUCCCGGGCCACGACAGCCUGGCCUACCGUGAGCCCCAGUGCUUGAGCCCGGCCUCCAGCAACUCCUCCACCAGCUGGCACUCGGAGAGCUACUCCCCCUGGGCCUCCCCCUGCGUGUCCCCUAGUAGUGGCCAGACCGGGGCCGGGGACCUCUGCCCCCGCUUCCAGAACAUCCACACCGGCUCCCCCCGCACCUCCCCAGGCACCUCCCCCCACACCGAGGAGGGCUGCCUCGGCCCCCGCUCGCCCUCUCCAUCCCUCAGGCCAGGAUCCCGCUCCGCUUCCCCACAGGGAAAACGCACCUACGACAUGUACAGGAACCCCAGCCUGGUCACCGGGAUCCGCUCCCGCAGUCCCUCCCCCCAUAGGGGCCACGAGGAGCACCCCCAACAGAACGCAGGGGCCCACUACGGGACCCCCAACAGUCUGGCUGAGGCCAUGAACGGCUACGGCACUGUCCAGCCUGGUCUAGUCCCCACCAAGAUAGUGAAGACGGCCAACCAGGCGUAUGCCUUCUACCCAGAGAACCACAGGGAGGUCAACUACCUGGUGUCCUGUGAGCAAGAUGCUAAGAAUAAAACUGGGGCCGAAUCCUUCUUUGUGAUCCCUCCCAUCUGGACCAAGCAGCUGGUCCCCAACCUCUGCAGGUGAAUGGUGUAGGAAACCUGUACUGUAUAGGUGUAUCGUGCAGUUUUAUUAUGAAUCUGAUUUAGUUGUUAAUCUGUUUAUUACAUUGUAUUACAUGACUUAUAUGACCAAGCUUUCAUGACCCAUUAGGACCCACAAUUUAGCUAGCCUAAUCAUUGCACAAGACAAAUUAACACUUUUUCCUGUAGCAUCCCAGUGUCUUCUCUGCCCCCUCUGGAAUGGCCUGUCCCCAGCUGUACAGACCAGUACAAGCUCCACGUUGACGUGCAGCCCAAGCCCCACCACCGAGCCCACUAUGAGACAGAGGGGAGCAGGGGUGCGGUCAAAGCCCCCACUGGUGGUCAUCCUGUCGUCCAGGUAUGCUGCAUCCCACUGGGCACAGACUUCAAUUCAACGUCUGUUCCACUUUGGUUCAAUGUCAUUUCAUUGAAAUGACAUGGAAACAACGUUGAUUCAACCAGUAUGUGCCAAGUAGAAUGGCUCUGUAUCACUCUUAGAAAAUGAGUUGAUUUAUGGAAAUCUUUUUUGGUUCUAGGUAGAAUCUUUUCACCAAAUGAAGAACCCUCAAAUAACCUUUUAAGAACCCUUUGGUGAAAGGAAUCUAUCUUGAACCAAAAAGGAUAAUACAUUUCCUGGAACUAAAAAGAGUUAUCCUACAGGGACAGGCGAAGAAACCUUUAUGGUUCUAGGUAGCCCCUUUUAGUGUAGGACAGCCCUAAUAGAAAGGCCUGUUGCGUGUAAUGGUAUUUCCUAGUCAAUACACAGCUGUGCUACUACUACCCCAGGGCCUGGCUUAGGAAAAUGACUACUGUGUGUUACUGUGUAUGUUCUACAGUAUAUGUUCUUUACCUCAUCCUUUCUCUCUCUAUCUCUCCCUUUCUCGCUCUAUCUCUCCCUAUCUCUCUCCCUCCUCCUCGCUCUUCUUCCUAGCAGCCUGCCAAACUCACUGAAAUGAGGUAUAAUGUGCACUGAUAUCUUACGCAUGGCAGCUACUGUUUCCUCAAGUCAACUCCCAGACUUGAAUUCCAGCCAUUACUACAGUAAACCCCUUGCAGAUUAUUGUUUUUGCCUUCAUUUACUAUGAGCAACAGCUUUUGUGUUAAUUGUUUCAAACCAAGUGUCAUGAGAACGCUUGUCUUCUUGCAAAAAAAUACACCACUGUGUUGCCCCUCACAGCCCAAUGUUUUAACCACAAGCAGAUUUCAGCUUUUUUGGCUAUAUACACACAGGUCCCAUGACUCCAGUGAUCACUGGAGACAGGAGUGGUGAGCUUUAGUCAGGCAUACUCAUAUGAACAUAUAAAAAACAGAAAUGUUAAGUUUUGUUAUACAUGCUGUAUUGAGCUAGUAUCACUUCUUUACAUGUUCAAUCUAAGCUGAACUUAAUAGAAGGCAUUUCCACUUCGUUUCGUAUAUGUUAAGUAGGGAAUAGAACUUUCAGUUCAUAUUUUAAUGUUUCCAAGGCAACGUCUUGAAAGCUUACUUGUUGUUGUUGAUAGUCAGAACCUGGCCGGGUAGAAAUUAAGCAUUUCUCACUUUCCAUUUUCUGGCUCUCGCUGAGGUCAGUGAGCUGUGCCUGGUGUCGUCCGAUCACGUGGCUGGCUAGGCACGGCCAAACUACUCCCUCUCAGUCCCAGACUCUGAACUCCCUCCACUUUAAUUUUCCUAGUCCCACUCGCUCUGACUCACUCACUGCAACCAUGGCAACCGGCUUCUCAGAUGGCCUGUUCUCUUAUAGACUUCCUUUAUUUUACUCAUUGUGUCAGACUCAGCUAGCUGUGUUCAACACCACUCUAGUUUUUGCUUACAUUCAACAGUUGUAAGGAGUUCCACCAGUGAAAAAGCUCUGUUCUACAACAGUGAAUGUGAAUAUUUGUAAUUCUCACUUGACUUUAGAGAGGAACCGCACACUAUGCUGUAGGCUACUCAGCUUCCUAGGAUAUGCCUCUUUCUCUCAGUCAGUCCCUCCACGUCUGUUUCUCUGCUGUGGCUGUCUGUCUGUCUGAGCAACAAGGAAAUUAGAUGAGAUGUGAUCUCUGCCGUGCCUCUUUCAGCCAAACCCUGCCCCCUCACUAUACUCUUCUCACCUGUUCGGCUGUCGUAAAACUCACACACACACACACACACACACACACACAGACACACACACACACACACACACACACACACACACACACACACACACACACACACACACACACACACACACACACACACACACACACACACACACACACACAGAGAUUAGUGGAGAGACCAGAGACAUCUCACAAUUAAGCAUGCAGAAACCACAAAGCGUGAACUUGAAAAUAAAAGUAUCUGUUAAAGUAUCAUCCACGCACACACACACACACACACACACACACACAGAGAGAGACAAACAGACGUAGAUUAGUGGAGAGACCAGAGACUACCUCGGAAGGAAGCAUGUAAAAACCACAAAGCGUGAACUUGCAAAUAAAACUAUCUGUCUGAAAAAUCAUGAGCUUGAAAAUGUUGUGUGUGUGUGUGAGAGACAGACAGAGGGUUUUAGUGGUGAGAUAAGAAAACUAUGUAAAGUGUAGACGCCUGACAAGGUUGCAAGCAUACUUUGAUUAUUUAACUGAAUAUUGGCGACAACUACGCCUACUUUGCAGUUGUAUGCAAUGAUUUUGAUGAAUAUUUAUGAUUAGGCGUUUCCCAUCAUGUUAUAAACAUUUAGUAUGCGGCCACAUCCAAUUCUCCAGACCACUCCACUGUAGAAGUACUGGAAUUAACGUAGACCUAGUCUUUCUUUUGUCUUGAAGGUAUCCGUGGCACAUUUGGCCAAACUAAGGCUUUGGCAGUCACAUUCUAAUAAGCGUGCCAAUGAAUGAUAGUGAUUCCUAUGGAGUUCUUUUGAAUUCCAAAGACGGCUACUUUAGAACAAACAGCUGCUGGCUGAUAUUCAAGGUUGAGGACACUAAUGUUUCCAGCAGUGAGUGUGUCUGCUAAGCUAGCAUCUACAUUUUAGUCAUUUAGCAGACGCUCUUAUCCAGAGCAAGUGCAUACAUUUUCAUUUUUUAUAUAUAUUUUGUACUGGUCCCACAUGGGAAUCAAACCCACAACCGUGGUGUUGCAAAUGCCAUGCUCUACCAACUGAGCCACACGGGAGCCCACCAGGCUACACCAGGCUAAGGUAUCCUACCAGGGGGUUAGCUUUAUGUUUAGCCAAAGCUGUUAGCAGAAAACCGUCAAAGAAGACAUAGUUAUAGAGUCAUUCCACCUCAAAAAGCUAAAGAAAGAGGAUUUCGACACCCACCAUCUCAGAUUGUUUCGAGAUAACAGAUAAUAUGAGCAUGCCUGCAACAUUAUUUUGGUGAAAGAUAAUUUGAACUCUGAGAAAUUAAGCUAAUUGAUUGGCCCCAAAUUGUCAAUUUAAAUGUAUAGGAUUAAUAUAAUAUUCAAUAAAUAUAGUACCCAACAUCUGAUUUUGACCAAACCUCUUCUUAACAAUGAUUAAGGCUUGAGAAAUCCAAAUAAAUGUUCAAAAGCCACCAACAGACACCCCAAAACCCCACACCAAGCCCACCCAAAUGGCCAGUAUACAGUAUCAGUUCUCUAUGUUUGACAAGUAGUAUGACGCUGCGUCUUGGAGUACAGUUUAAUCAUACUAUGUUUUGUAUUCUCUGUGAAUUUGAUGGGGAUUUUUCCCCUGUUCAGAGAAAUUAGCCAUUGAAGUAGCUUGCAUUUUCCCCCAGUAUGAAAAAUUUAUGCACUAACUGUAAGUCGCUCUGGAUAAGAGCGUCUGCUAAAUGACAAAAAAAAAGUCAAAAAAAAAAAAAAGUAAAUUAGUGUGAAAGUACCAGGUUUUGCCCACUAGAGGCCGCUAUUCAUGCUACUGCCACCCUAUUAUCCCUUUUUCUGGUCUCUUGUGUUUACAUUUUAGCAGACGCUCUUAUCCAGAGCGACUUACAUGAGCAAUUAGGUUUAAGUGCCUUGCUCAAGGGCACAUCGACAGAUUUUUCACCUAGUCGGCUCGGGGAUUAGAACCAGCGACCUUUCAGUUACUGGCACAACGCUCUUAACUCUUAACCACUAAGCUACUAAGCCAGUCCUCCAUGAAAGCAGUUCAGUUUGUCCUUCUCUUAGCAACUAAUGCCUCAUCCAACUCUCCUUGAAUAGUCCAACAAAUAGCAGCUCUCUGAGAGGGCUAACCCUAUGGUGAAAUUCUCAUAUGAAGACUUUUCCUACAAGCCCAAUUUUUUUAUGGAGAAAUGAGCUAGUGACUGUUGUGACAAUCCUAAUAAAAUAAUACAAUUCUAAACCAUUGCAUGGCAGUCAAUAAAAUUAUUAGAAAACAUCUUUACCAUUAAAUCCAACCCAAUUCCGUUACCUUUGCAAAAAACCAUACAGUGUGUGUUUGGGAAUUUUAACAUUGAACACCCUUAGCUAGAGAACAUAACAUUGAAACCAUUAGCACUGCUGUAGCCUAAUCGUUUGCUUGUUCAACAGGAAUGGUCUAAUCCAGACUUUUUUGGAUGGGAAUAAACCACACACACAGGGUCCGUUUCCUGGACACAGAUUAAGCCUAAGAGAAGGACCAACUGAAUUGCUAUUGGUUUUCUACUCAAAGUUGCAACAUAACUAUUGUGAUCCAUUUAGUAAACACAAGAAACCAGCUGAAUUUGAUAAAAGGGUGUGGCAGUAGAAGGAACAGCAUCAUCUUUUGGGCAAAACCUGGCAUUCACACUCAUUUAUGGGGGAAAUGUGAGCUACUUCAAUGGCUGAUAUCCCUGAACAGGGGAAAAGAUAUCACCAAAUUCACUGAGAAUACAUUACAUAGUAUGAAUAAACAAUACUCUAAGCCGCGGCUUCAUACCACUUGUCAAACACAGAUAACUGAUACUGUAUACUGGACAUUGGGGUGGAUUCCUCAGGUCAUUUUUUAAAAUCAUUUUUAAGAAGAGUUUUGGUUCAAAUCGGAUGUUGGGUUUUAUAUUUAUUGAAUAUUAUAUGAAUCCUAUAAAUUGAAAUGGCCAAUUUGGAUGCAAAUUGUCUUUCAACAAAAUGUAUUUAUUUCUAACUACAGAAACCAUUUCAGGACAAUCUGAGAUGAUGGGUGUCAUAGCUUGCUGAAAUGAAAUUGAAUGACCCUAUAGGCAAAAUAAUGACAAAUACCAAUCAUUAUAUAAAUUCAACUAUGCAAUGAAACACUGGUUACCUACCAAUGGGCAUAUAUAAGGGGGGGGGGGGGGGGGGGGUGGAACAGGCAGAAUAGAAACUUGAAAAAUUACGCAUUAUGGAAAGUGUGAACAUCUUGACUUCAUGUAAAAACAAUUUUUUAGUGGAGUUUCCUCUGGUGUUUCUUCCAGUUGCAUGGCUACAGGGGAAAGGAGCCACUGGGCCUGCAGAUCUUCAUCGGGACAGCAGAUGAGAGGAUCCUGAAGCCCCACGCCUUCUACCAGGUUCACCGCAUCACGGGCAAGACGGUCACCACCACCAGCUACGAGAAGAUCAUCAACUCCACCAAAGUCCUGGAGAUCCCUCUGGAGCCCAAGAACGACAUGAAAGCAAUGUGAGAGUAGCUACAGUAGUGAUUCAUGCCAAACACCACUCAUACGGAGCAGUGUCCUUUGCAGACUUCGGUUCAAACUGUAUUUGUUUUCUUUUAAACUCGUUGAGCCUGUUUACUGAGCCUGUCUCCAGUGCCACCAGAUGGGCGGGAUGGAUUUGCACUGAUGGGAAUAUUCCAUUGGUUCCAUUGUGCAAGGCAUGCUCAAUCAAGUUUUUGAAAUAAAACUCAUACUAAUUGAACCCAGGUCUGAUCUCAUUAACCAUAUCAGUUGUAAUCAUAAUGCAACACAUGCGUACCUGUACAGGGUUUACAGUAGUUAAUUCUCCUAUUUGUGUGUUUCUCACAGAAUCGACUGUGCUGGGAUCCUGAAGCUCAGGAAUGCUGACAUUGAGCUAAGGAAAGGCGAGACGGACAUCGGACGGAAGAACACUCGUGUGCGUCUAGUGUUCCGUGUGCAUAUACCCCAACCUAAUGGGCAACACAUCUCACUGCAAACCGCCUCCCAUCCUAUUGAGUGCUGUAAGUACAUCCAACACUGUAAUAGUUAUUUAUGUAAAAUGUAUUUAACCAGGUCCCAUUGAGACCAGAAUACCUAUUUUCAAAGGCAGACAUAUUACCUGUGCUCUUUAGUGUGAUAAACAUAUAGUCUGUGAUUCUAUGUGGUGUCUUUCCUUCUAUAGAUGUGCUAUAAUUAAAGCAAUAAGGUCUGAGGGGUAUAUUGGCCAUACCACAAACCCCUGUGGUGCCUUAUUGCUAUUAUAAACUGGAGACCAACCUAAAUAGAUCAGUAAACAGGUAUUUUUGCAUCAUACCCAUAAUAUAUUGUCUGAUAUACACAUGGCUGAAAUGCUGUUUCAGCCAAUCAGCAUCCAGGACCCAAAGUACCCGAUUUAUAAUGUGGUUUAGGUUUAACAUGUGGUUAUACUGUAUUUUCAUUUUACACAAUGCAGUACAUUUCCAUUUAUGUUUCCUCUUCCCCGUUUUCAUUGCACUGAUGUUAACCAGAGGUAACACACAGAAUGAAUAAACAUGGCUAAAGCUUGGAGUAGAGCUGAUAGUCCAGGCACACGGACAUACAAAGACUCUUUUAUGAUUAGGCUGGCAGCUCUCAAACCUCAACUCUUUUAGUGGGUGUGUGUUUGUGUGUGUGUCUGAAUCCUAGUUAAAAGCUAAACAUUACAUACAUGUAGGCGAACAUGUCCAGGGAACAUGAAGUCCAUGUACCUGUAUAUGCUAUGCCAGUGACGUGCGUUGAGGUUGGUGGCUUUGUAGGCAAUGGCUAUUAUCAAAGCCCGAUUUAUUCGCAAAUAAACAUUGAAGCCCAAGUUCACCAUACAACAGAUAGCUCCAACAACCAGAGUGACAUAUGCUAUUAACCAAAAUUGACAAACAAUUUUCACCAAAUGUAAAUACCAAUGUAGCCAAGCGAUAGCCUCCAAUGGCAGGAUAUUUCAUAUCAUCUGACAAAAUAACACACUGCUCAACUCAGCUCAGCCAUAUACCAAUGUAGCAUCCACAGUUACAACUAAAAGGUGGCACUAAAAUUCCAAUAUAUGGACACAUUUCAUCCGAAUAAUUCGCAACGCAAACUCCAUAACUUUUCACGUUGGAUGUACAAUUCUUCCAAUGCACGGUGAACACACACACACACACACACACACACACACACACACACACACACACACACAAUAAUAUUAUGAUGUGAAAUAUAAUUACACACACAUACAGUAGAUCCGGAAAGUAUUCAGACGUCUCAACUUUAUUUCACAUUUUGUUACGUUACAGCCUUAUUUUAAAAUGGAUUAAAUAAUUGUUCCCCCUCAUCAAUCUACACACAAGACCCCAUAAUGUUUUUAGACAUUUUUGCAAAACAUAUAUAAAAAAACAACUGAAAUAUCACAUUUACAUAAGUAUUCAGACCCUUUACUCAGUACUUUGUUGAAGAACCUUUGGCAGCGAUUACAGCCUCAAGUCUUCUUGAGUAUGACGCUACAAGCUCGGCACACCUGUAUUUGGGGAGUUUCGCCCAUUCUUCUCUGCAGAUCCUCUCAAGCUCUGUCAGGUUGGAUGGGGAGCGUAGCUGCACAGCUAUUUUCAGGUCUCUCCAGAGAUGUUUCAUCGGGUUCAAGUCCGGGCUCUGGCUGGGCCACUCAAGGACAUUCAGAGGCUUGUCCCGAAGCCACUCCUGCGUUGUUUUGGCUGUGUACUUGGGGUCGUUGUCCUGUUGGAAGGUGAACCUUCGCCCCAGUCUGAGGUCCUGACUAGUCUCCCAGUCCCUGCCGCUGAAAAACAUCCCCACAGCAUGAUGCUGCCACCACCAUGCUUCACCGUAGGGAUGGUAUUGGCCAGUUGAUGAGCGAUGCCUGGUUUCCUCCAGACAUGACGCUUGGCAUUCAGGCCAAAGAGUUCAAUCUUGGUUUCAUCAGACCAGAGCAUCUUCUUUCUCAUGGUCUGAGAGUCAUUUGGGUGCCUUUUGGCAAACUCCAAGCAGGCUGUCAUGUGCUUUUUACUGAGGAGUGGCUUCCGUCUGGCCACUCUACCAUAAAGGCCUGAUUGGUGGAGUGCUGCAGAGAUGGUUGUCCUUCUGAAAGUUUCUCCCAUCUCCAUAGAUGAACUCUGGAUCUCUGUCUGAGUGACCAUUGGGUUCUUGGUCACCUCCCUGACCAAGGCCCUUCUUCUCCGAUUGCUCAGUUUGGCCGGGCGGCCAGCUCUAGGAAGAGUCUUGGGGGUUCGAAACUUCUUCCAUUUAAGAAUGAUGGAGGCCACUGUGUUCUUGGGGAUCUUCAAUCCUUCCCCAGAGCUGUGCCUCGACACAAUCCUGUCUCGGAGCUUUACGGACAUUCCUUCAACCCCAUGGCUUGGUUUUUGCUCUGACAUGCACUGUCAACUGUGGGACCUUAUAUAGACAGGUGUGUGCCUUUCCAAUCAAUUGAAUUUACCACAGGUGGACUCCAAUCAAGUUGUAGAAACAUCCCAAGGAUGAUCAAUGGAAACAGGAUGCACCUGAGCUCAAUUUCUCAUAGCAAAUGGUCUGAAUACUUAUGUAAAUAAGGUAUUUCUGUUUUUAUUUUUAAUACAUUUGCAAACAUUUAUAAAAUCUGUUUUUGCUUUGUCAUUAUAGGGUAUUGUGUGUAGAUUGAUGAGGAACAAAUUGAAUUUAAUCAAUUUUAGAAUAAGGCUGUAACGUAACAAAAUGUGGAAACAGUCAAGGGGUCUGAAUAUUUUCCGAAUGCACUGUAUAUAAUAAAUAACCCAGCAAACUAACAUUGGUUCUGUGAAAAUGUCCAGAACAUUCGUUUGCUGGCAGCAAAUGUUCACAAACACACAUUUUCACAAACACUGUCCAGUUGUGCUGAUUAUUAUACAAUGUUUGUAUAAAACAUUUGCCUGACGUUGCAAGAAGGUGUCCAGUAGAGAUGACUAUUUUCCCGAAAAUCUACCAAGUUUCAAUACCGGGAAUAAUUCCUAUUUAUCCAGAGAGUCCCGGGAAAUACCGCCAAUUUAAAGCGUUUAAAACCAAGAUAUGGUCACUAUGCCAGGGUUCUCCCAAAAUAAGAUUGUUGCUGCACCACAUUGCCGGCUUGGCUGCGCCACUAUGCAAAGGUUUCACAGCAAGUGAAACUGAUAUGUAGUAAUGAUAGAGUAACUUUGAUUGCCAAUGACAUUGUUGUGAAUUGCGAAACAGGCCGUUCAUAAAUUCAGAGCAUCAUCAAUUUUCUCAAUUAAUUCAGCGCAUUUCAUCAGUAGGCUAUCUCGACACAGAGCGCGCUCAGGAUGCACAGAGCGCACCCCGAGUAGGCUGUAGUGUUGUCGAAUCAUACAAACUUUGUAACGGCAGUCAAACAAAAGCCAAAUGACCAAAGUUGCUAAGCUUGAUAGAUAACUAUCAAAUGACAGAAUAUCUCAGAUUUGGCAAAAUUGAGUUGACGAUUAUACAGAUAACAGAUCAGCUCAUGAAUAACGGAGAGAUGAAAAGAGGAAAUUGUUUAAAUAUCAAUGUAUCUUAACGGGGACCAACUCUGUUUAAAAAAGAAUAAUCCAUAUGUACUCUCAUACCAUUUGUUGAUCACGCAUUCUCUACCGACGCUCUCAUAUGGACAGCAAUAAGAGACUGCAGAGAAGCGGGGGAAAUGUUAUAGCGGUAUUUUUACAUGCAUAGGCCAGACGUGCUUUAAUAAUGGAUUACAGAAUAAAGUUAGGAAUUUCCAUGUGAGACAGGAAUCAGGAUUUUGGGUUUCAGUGGGAUUGGGACGAUAGGAAAUUAGCCUAGGCUCUUUAUAAGGCUAUAUAAGACUACUACGUGAGUCAAUAGAUAAAUAAUACACUUGAUUUAGUCUACAUUAUUGCAUGCUAAAUGUUUCUGAUCAGUGAUAGAUGAGCAAACGAAUAAAUGAGCUACCACUUCCACUUGUCCAGCCAGAGAUCAAUUAACCAAAUAUACAAAAUCACAUUGAUUGAAAGUCACAGGCUUUUGAUCGGGAGUAAGACAGGCUACUACACGAAUGAAGAGCAAAAUCCACAGGUAUAACAUGCUAGCAAAAUGUUCUGAUCAGCUAAUAUAUGAGCAAACUAGAAUAAAGAUGAUAAUGAGCAAUCACCUCAAUUUAGCGAACAUUUCCCCAGCCUAAUUGUUACCAAACUGAGAUUCAGUGAAAAGUAAAAUCUGACAUUGAUUGAUUUAUCUCGACGAGUCCCCCACGCUUGUCUCAAAGCAGCGUGAUGGCGCUGUCCCAAUCAAAACUGUGCUUAAAUGAUAAUAUAGGUGACCACACACGAGUAUUGCUUUAAAUUAGUAUAACGGUUGGAUAUGACGUUGGGAGUUUCAGUAUAAGCAAGAAUUUGAUACAAGCCUUCAAUUGCAUUACUUUAUUCCAAUAUUUUUCCUCUAUCUGCGCUUUUUCUAGGCCCAAUCACUGUUUCCUCAUGUCCUCACUCCACUGCCGCCCGCCUCCGCCGCGUUGUUCUCAACACCAGUUUAAAUCAAUAUAGCCUACUGUUUUCUAGAAAUCAGGCUUUUUUUCGGGUUCGGGCUCAUUUCAUUUUUGUGAUGUUGGACUAGGCCUGGGCUCACGCUUCAGCUCACCAGGUUUGGGUCGGACCAGGAUCAAAUUUUCAAUUCUGAUGAGAACUCUAAACUGCAUUCGGGGCUCGUGUGCAGUCUGACAGUGUCAAUUAUGUGUUUGCUUUGAAUUUAUGGUGACUUUGUUUGAAGUAAAUAUGCUAGGUUCCAUGCAACAAUCUGUUUGGAUAAUGUGCUAUUUUAUUUUUUGCCAAUCUGCUGCUGUGCAUGUUGUGUAUUUUGUGGAAUUGCAUUAGUGCGACAUUGGGGGAAAAUGUUGUAAUUUCCCAGGUCUUGUCACGUUUUUUUCGGGAAAUGUGAAGCGUGAUCCCGGGACAGUCCCUAAGAACAUUACCGGAACAUUGUGUUAUUACAUUACCUGGGGAUGCUGUCUAUUCUCAUGAUUCAACAGUACAACCCGCAAAUUGCAAAGGAAAAUGCAUUUAGGCCUACCCUUUACUUUAGGGUGAACCUCUCAGUGACCGCGUAAAUGUCCAAGAUGUGUAAAAGUCUGGGUAAAAAGUAUUAAUUCAUAAUGACAUUUCAGACAAGUGGACAGUCCUGUACUCACUGUUCGCCUGCCCGACAGCUAGCAGUAAGGGAGAUGGUGGUUGCCUGUCAUGAAUAAAGUCACGUCGUAGAGGUAUGCUGCCUCUGUUUGGUCUAAACUUUCAUUAUUGUUGACGUUCCACUCUUCAAACCCUCCAAAGAGCGCCUUACAGUAUUCCAACUUGGAAUGUUGUUUGAGGUGCAGUAUAGUGUCCAUUUGUCAGUUUGUUUUUGGUAGCUACAUUUUGAGUUCGUUCAGUUCAAGGGAUGUGAGCGCCAAAUUAUGUAGCUUACCCCAGGCAAUACCCACACAACAUGUUUAGGCAAUACGCAUUGCGUAAAAUAUGAAAUCGGCUCAAUGCAAUAAAUGAAGCUACUUCAAACUAGACCCUGUCCAUAAACAGUGACUGGAGUCAGGAAUGGCCGCAGCGUCCACUAUUUGAAUGGAUGGAGAGGAAGACAUGAAUACCCUGGCGCCGGUCCUGAGGUUUUGAUGCAGUUUUAGCAGAUUUGUUGAUUUUGAGCAUAAAAACCAUUUAUGAAAAAAUAUUAGAUAACAAAAACAACAACAUUAGAUAACAAAAAAGAAUGUCAAUUAUUUAUAGAAUUAUAUAUUUUAUUUGGCUUUUUAUUAGAUUAUCACAGGGUAAGCACUGCCUACCCUGCCUACCCUGACUGCACUGCAGUCCAACACUCAGAUGCAAUCUCACUCCGGAGUGUCAGAACAUUGUCGUCUGAUGAGCAAAAUAAAAAUACUGUAUGCAGUCAUGCAGUCAAGUGCAAAAUUGUGUUUGCACAGUCAUAAUAGAACACCCCCAACACAUCUGUUAAAAUGGCCAAUAAGCAAACUAAACUGUGUCAGUUGUGUGUGUGUUUGAAGAGACUAGCCUCCAGGUAUUAUCCUCUGUGUUGACUCACAGUAUAGUAGGCUGUCCAAAGGUCACAACUGUUUGCCUACACUUCACACGCCUCACUGGAGAUAGAUUUUCAGGCGGGAUAAUGAUAAGCUUGAGGAAGUAACUUUCGUUCAUUUGGUCUCAAUCUCAUCAUGUGUACAAAAUGUUUUUAGAUUUAAUUGCCACACACUACUCUAGUAGUAAACAUGAUCUGCCGUCCAUUCCCCAAGUGAUUCAUUUGGCCUUUAUGUAACCCCUUCUGCUGGCAUUGCUGACAGUCGAUCCCCAAUAAUAAGGUCAGUCACUAAAAGAUAAGAGCAGAGAGUCAAGCCUUGAUUUGCUGUAGUCGGGUAUUGGUUCCCUAAACAUGGCUGCCUCCAUAGAAAUAUAAUUACUAGAACUGAAAUUCCCUUUUAAGUCACUGGGUCUGUAAUGGGUGGACUGGUGGCCAUAUUGAGUGCACCCAAAGGUGUUCCAGUUGAAUUGCCAUGGUCUGAGGAGCUUGCUCGUUCUAGUAAUUAUAUUUCUAUGGCUGCCUCUGUCUCUGUGGCUGCAACUUCAGGCCCACUGCCUCGAUUAAGCUAUCAGUCCAGGAAAUCUACCGUACCGGGAGAGAAUACAGUACAGCAGCCAAUCAGUGUCUACUUCAUGGACAGGUCACAGGGUUUGUUGAACAUACUCCAACAUACACUCCAUUGCGUAAUGAUGAAAGUGUUGGAGAGGUCCACCCUCCAUGUUCCUUCCCCCUCCUCCCGCCGCCCCUUUCUGUACUGUAGGCUACCGCACGCUGUCAUAUGUUUCCACUGGACCGAGUCCCACUUCCAUGAUGUGCUCUGUUUGUCCAGGCCUGUAGCGUGUAGCCGCAAUUUACAUUACAACCUCAAAUUCAAAUAAAAUCUCUUCAUUCAUAUCCCCCCACUCUACCAGGUUUACUGUACUGUACCAAGUAAUUGCCCCAUAUUAAUAUCUACACAAAUCUAAUAUUCAGACAAAUAUUUAAAGUACACAAUGAGGAAAUAUGUUUUUUAAAUUAGUCGGUACGAGCCUCAUUCUAAUCAGUCAACAAUUACCUUGUGACUUCAAAGCAAACAUCAACCGGAGAUCAAACUGACUACCUCAAAAGGACCUACCGCAGAGUGUGUAACAUUAUGUUCUAAUAAUGCCAUGCUCCAUCUCCUGUCCUACAGCCAGUCCUCUACCCACUACGCCAACAUGAGCUGUCAGUACCACAGUGUGUAACGUCAUGUCAUAAUGUCAUGUUCUCUCUUCCAUCUCACAGCCCAGCGGUCCGCCCAUGAGCUGCCCAUGGUGGAUAAACAAGACAUUGACAGCUGCUCUGUCCUGGGAGGUCAGCAGAUGAUCUUGACGGGACGGAACUUCAGCUCCGACUCCAAGGUCAUCUUUAUGGAGAAAACCCAU